ACUAGUACUAUUACUCAAGUGAAAGAUGUGAGCACUUCUUCCUGAAGUGUUUGGCACAGACAACCUCUCAGGGGUGAGUGUGUGUGUCCUCAGCAGUCCACGCCCCUGGAGCUGACAGCAGCUCCAUGCCUGCUCCGUGUGGCCGUGGCCGGGGAUACAGGAAGGCUGGCGGACAGAGAGGGAGGGGGCCGGCGCACAUCAUGAUCCCAAAGAUCACCGCAUGAGAGACGACCACUCGGAUCCUCAAGUCCGGACCUCAUCGAAGAGAAGGCAUCAUGAUUCCGGUGAUGGAAUUCCGGCAGUUCUCUGAACAGCAGCCAGCGUUCAGAGUCCUGAAGCCUUGGUGGGAUGUGUUCACUGACUACCUGUCUGUAAUCAUGCUCAUGAUUGGUGUGUUUGGAUGCACCCUUCAGGUAAUGCAAGACAAAAUCAUAUGCCUUCCUCAGAGAAUAGCAUCGCCAUCGGAUAACACAAGUGGAGGGGAACUGAAGUCACUGGUACCCCUUCAAACCAACAUUUCAGCUGUACCCAGAGAAAUGAAAGGCCUGAAAACUGAUCUGGAUCUUCAGCAGUACAGUUUCAUCAAUCAGAUGUGUUAUGAGAAGGCUCUUCACUGGUAUGCCAAGUAUUUUCCCUAUUUGGUUCUCAUACACACUGUUGUGUUCAUGGUGUGUAGUAACUUCUGGUUCAAAUUCCCUGGCUCGAGCUCAAAAAUAGAGCAUUUCAUCUCCAUGCUCAGCAAGUGCUUUGAUUCUCCGUGGACCACACGAGCUUUGUCUGAGGUGUCCGGGGAAAAUACUGAAGAGAAGGACAGUAAAAAGACUAGUACUUCUAGGUCCACCAUCACUGUGUCUCCUGGAGAAGGAGAUUUGGAAAAGACACAGUCCCUCCGGUCUAUCCCAGAAAAGAUUGUUGUCGAAAAGCCAUCUGCAAGUGUUCUUGAUAAAAAAGAGGGUGAACAAGCUAAGGCUCUUUUUGAAAAGGUAAAGAAAUUCCGUUUGCACGUUGAAGAGGGAGACAUUCUUUACCUUAUGUAUGUUCGUCAGACAGUGGUCAAGGUGUUCAAAUUCCUCUUAAUCAUUGCCUAUAAUAGUUCUCUAGUGAAUAAAGUGCGGAACAGAGUACGUUGUGAAGUUGAGAUCCAGGACAUGACAGGCUAUAGAGAGUUUGAAUGUAAUCACACUAUGGCUCAUCUGUUUUCUAAGCUUUCCUACUGUUACCUGUGUUUAGUGGCUGUCUAUGGAUUAACAAGCCUUUACACCUCCUACUGGCUGUUUUACCGCUCGCUGAAAGAAUACUCCUUUGAGUAUGUGCGGCAGGAAACAGGCAUCAAUGACAUCCCCGACGUGAAGAACGACUUUGCUUUCAUGCUCCAUAUGAUUGAUCAGUAUGACCCACUGUACUCUAAAAGAUUUGCAGUUUUUUUAUCUGAGGUCAGUGAGAACAAAUUGAAACAGCUCAACCUUAACCAUGAAUGGACUGCAGAGAAACUGCGUCAGAGACUCCAGACUAAUACCAACAACAGACUGGAACUCCAGCUGUUCAUGCUGCCUGGGUUACCCGACACUGUCUUUGAGUUGACAGAGCUGCAGUCACUCAAGCUUGAGAUCAUCAACAAUGUCACCAUACCUGCCUCGAUCUCUCAGCUGGAAGACUUGCAGGAGCUGUCUCUUUACCAAUGCUGUUUAAAGUUGCACACAACAGCUACCUCCUUCCUCAAAGAAAACCUAAAAGUGCUUCGCGUGAAGUUCGAUGAUAACAGGGAACUUCCACACUGGAUGUAUUGCCUGCGCAACUUAGAGGAGCUCUCUCUCACUGGAUCACUCAGCCCCGAUGCCUCGAAGAAUAUAGUUCUUGAGUCGCUGCGGGAGAUGAAGUGUUUGAAAACUCUUUCCCUUAAAAGUAAUUUGACCAAGAUUCCUCAGUCAAUAGUGGAUGUUUCCAGCCAUCUGCAGCGACUGUACUUACACAAUGAUGGCACAAAGCUGGUAAUGCUCAACAACCUGAAAAAGAUGACCAAUCUGAUUGAGCUGGAGCUAGUGCGUUGUGACCUGGAACGCAUCCCGCACGCAGUCUUCAGCCUCACCAGUCUGCAAGAGCUCGAUCUGAAAGAAAAUAACAUUCGCUCGAUAGAGGAGAUUAUCAGUUUCCAGCAUCUGAGGAAACUCACUUGCCUUAAACUUUGGUACAAUGGCAUCAUGUAUAUCCCUGAGCAUAUCAAAAAGCUUGGCAGCCUAGAGCGCCUCUACUUCAGCUACAACAAGAUCGAGGUAUUGCCAUCGCACUUGUUCUUGUGCAACAAGCUGCGGUACCUGGACCUGUCCAACAAUGACAUCCGAUUCAUCCCUCCAGAAAUUGGAGUCCUUCAGAGUCUACAGUAUUUCUCAGUCACGUAUAACAAAAUCGAAAGUCUACCAGAUGAGCUCUUCUUUUGCAAAAAGCUCAAGACGCUAAAGCUAGGAAAGAACAUGCUGUCUAUACUUUCGCCAAAAAUUUCCUACCUAGCACUACUGACAUAUCUGGAUCUCAAAGGCAACCACUUUGAGCACCUGCCACAAGAGCUUGGUUACUGCCGCGCUUUGAAGCGCAGUGGCCUUAUAGUGGAGGAGACAGUGUUUGAAACUCUGCCUUCAGAUAUCAGGGACCAGAUGAAGGCUGAGUGAGAUGCCUUAUUGUAGCCACAGUGCCUGCUGUUGGGUCUGUCUACCAACUCAGAAUCCUUAUUUUGUAUUAACUCAUAACCAAACCUAAGUAUUACGCUACUGUUAAGUUAAGCUAAGUUGUUUUCCAGUUUCUUGAUGGAGGGAAAAUAACGGAUUGUAUGUUGUCACAUUCAGUGUGGCUCCAUAGGGGGGCAUGUUCUGGUAUUAAGUUUGGACACAUUAUUCAGCCAGAAAGCCUUCUUAUACACAUAUUUUUACAUUUUGGGAAAUACAGUCUUUCUCUCUUAUAAGAUUGAUAUCAAUCUCAUAUUUGUACGUUAAACAUUAUGCUCCAACCAGCAGCUGAUUCGCUUUGCACAAAGACCAGAAAGCACGAGGAAAUCUAGCCUGGCUCAUUCCAAGGGUUAAAAAAAUACAUCUGCAGCCCCUCUGAGGUUCAACAGACUGUUUGUUUAGGCACAAAAAACAAACCAAAACAAAGAACGGUUAGGUUUUAUGGGGACAUAACAUUAAUUACAUUGAUUGUUGCUGUACAUUGAUUUUCUGGAGUCCCUUAAUCAGUGAGUUUUGAGGUGCUGUGGAUUUUCUAAAAACAUAACUGUCUACUAGCUGUAGCUUCAUAUUUAGCAUACAAGCUUGAAACAGUAUCAAUCUUUUCAUCAAACCCUUCAUCAAAAGAAUAUUUCCCAAAAUGUCCUUAAAAAACACAUUUCUUGUCAUUGCCUCAUUAAACCAGUGCAUUACUGAAUGUAAAUCCAAACAGAAGACCUCACUUAACGUUAGGCGAGUAGCCUUAUGCUGCAUUCUGUAUAUUUUUUAUUGCCCUAAUGAUAACCUUUAUUUUCUUCAUGAGACUGUUAGCUAAUAUGGACAAAAGCAGGGCAAAUGCAAAAAACAAAGGAUACAUCUUUAAUAAGAACAUGUAAUAACUUGUCUAAUCGAUUCUGUGUUAUAGAGAGAUGCCAUUUUAAAGUGUAUUAAACUUAAAGGCCUAUGUCAUACUAGUAUCUUUCUUCAGUUCCUGAAAUGUGCACAAGGAGAAUGUUGCCUAUUAAACGUGUAUUUUUAUAAAGAGUAUUGUAUGCUGUUUAUAAAUAAAAUUUGAUAUACUU
Molecule: messenger RNA, 3775 nt
Organism: Hippoglossus stenolepis (Pacific halibut)
Lineage: Eukaryota; Metazoa; Chordata; Actinopteri; Pleuronectiformes; Pleuronectidae
Gene: lrrc8c
Product: leucine rich repeat containing 8 VRAC subunit C
Exons: 3
Coding region: 276-2663 (795 amino acids)
Molecular function (GO): protein binding
Source: RefSeq, a predicted model, not a curated record